AUGAAAGAUCUGAUGUAUAAAGGGAAUCCGUUUAGCUGGGUAGGAAAGAGACAGAAGGAAACAAUUGAAUCCUGCCUUGAUAGAGUGUUUGUGAACGCAGAUUGGCAAUCAAUGUAUCCAGCUUCAGGGUCUGAAUUUCUUACCUUAGCAGGAUCAGAUCAUGCCCCGGUUAUAAUUGACAUUGAAGAGGAAAUACAGACAAAGCGAGGUCAGUUUCGUUAUGAUAAACGCUAUUCAGGUUGUGAAGACUUUAUUGCCUCAGUUCAUCGAGGAUGGAAUCGUGGUGUCACUGAUGAUUCAGGAGGUUUCCAAAACAAGCUAAAAAUGUGUCGAAGGGAGCUCUCUCAAUGGAAGAAACGAAAUAAGUCAAACUCUGCAGAGUUAAUUCAGAGUCUCAAAUUUCAGUUGGAUGCAGCAGUUCGCAAUCACUCCACACCUACUCAUGCCAUUCAACAACUUCGACGACAACUAAACCAAGCUUAUAAAGAUGAAGAGACGCACUGGAAGUUAAAAAGCAGGAACAAAUGGUUGAACGAGGGAGAUCGCAAUACCAAGUAUUUCCAUGCCUCUUCAAAGGCUCGGAAAUCACGAAACCGUAUAAAAUCAAUACUUGAUGACAAUGGUAUUGAGCAUUUCAGGGAUAACGUGAUAGGCAAGGUUGCAGAGGCAUACUUUCAAAAGCUAUUCACAGCAACACCAAGCACUGACUUUGAUAGUAUUAUUUCAGAUAUCUCUCCAAGGGUCACACCUGAAAUAAAUAGUGACUUGCUCAAAUAA
Camelina sativa (false flax) is the source of this 777-nucleotide messenger RNA. RefSeq lists its product as uncharacterized. NCBI's taxonomy places the organism in Eukaryota, Viridiplantae, Streptophyta, Magnoliopsida, Brassicales, Brassicaceae. The record is from RefSeq and is a predicted model, not a curated record.